AGAAACUCGCCUCGUUUAGAAUAGCUGCGGUGCUGGAGUAGUCUACACUCGUCGCCUGAUAGUUCCAGACAAAACGGAACAUCGAACCUUUUUUUAUUUGAUUUAUUUGGUUCGAUUUAAAUCCUCUUCUCACACAAGAUGUGACUCUUUUCAAAGAACAGACUAAUACCUUAGAAUAUCCAUGUCGUUCAGGAUAGCUGGGAGAGAGAAACGUCAAUGGUUUUUCUACGAAUGGAAGUUAUUUGUUGUGAAUUGUUUUGAAUAUGUUAUUCCGAAGUGAGUUUGUUUUUUGUUUGUCUCCGUUCGUCGUGGACCUUUAAUUUGGAAUCUAACGACGAAAUCCAGAUCGUCAAGGGAAACCCAAAGCGAGGAUUCUACAAAGCCAGAGAGCUCCCAACAGACCGGGGAUUUAAAUUGUUUGGUGUGCUCCGGGAGAAGCGAGAGUCAAAGAAAGAAAUUCAUGUGGCCAUUCUCUCUUUAGCAAAACAUUUUGGAUUGCAGAAUGAGCAAGGAAAGACCUAAGAGGAAUAUCAUCCAAAAGAAAUACGAUGACAUAGAUGGGAUCCCCUGGUCAGAGGAGAGGGAUGUGAGGAAGGUGCUCUAUCUCUCCCUGAAGGAGUUCAAGACUGCUCAGAAAAGGCAGCUUGGAGAUGGAACCAAAUACACUAAUGGUUCCCAUGCCCGCGGCCAGCUCAACGGCUUGGGGCAGAAGGGCCACAAGGCUGACGGGUCGCGGUUCCAGAGCACCGAUGGCAGCAGCGAGUACUCUGAGGAUGGUCCUGCCAAGAAGAGGCCCAGACUGCAAGCGCAGAGGAAGUUUGCCCAAUCUCAGCCCAACUCUCCCAGCACCACGCCGGUCAAGGUGUCUGAUACCGCCCUGCCCGCCCCCUCCGCUCACAUCAGAGACAUCUCCAGACGGAAACCCAAGACUGAGGACUUCCUCACCUUCCUCUGCCUGAGAGGUUACUCCUCCUGGCCAAAUGAAGGUUUGUCAGCGUUGCCCAGUAACAUGGCGUACUUUGGGAGCUCUCAGGAUGAAGAUGAGCUGGAUGACGAUGAAGAGGAAUACGAGGAUGUGAAGCCAGACAUCAGCGUGGCGUCUACUUCCUGUCAGUCCACGCCCAGGAAGGGCAAACCCCCAGGGAAACAUGCCGUCAACGGCCACGUGUUGAAUGGCCACAGUAAGUCGCCCCGGGACAGCCACAAGCUCAGAGGGAAGGAGUGGGUGCAGGUGAGGGAGCGCAGUGAGAGGGCCGAGGCCCGGAGGGAGCAGGCCCUCAGCCAGCCAGAGGCCACAGCCAGGGGCCACACUACCAAUGGACUGCCUCACAGGAGGGCUGCAGAGGAGCCCCGCAAGCAGGUCUUUAAAGUGAACGGCGUCACACGGCUCUCCCAGCCAGGCGUGCACACGGCCGGUGCCCAAAAAACGAAAGACUUCAGACUGCCGUCCAAAACUGUGAAGGGCCAAGUCACAUACACCAAAGCAAAACGAGAACUGGUCAAGAAAACCAAACUGAACCACCGCAAACACAGCACUGCUGCUUCCCAUAGAGCCAAUAGCAACAAUCACCACCGCCACCAGCGACUCCCCCUCUCCAACUCAGGAAAAGCCCAGAAUAGCAAAGCAAAAACACGCAAACAGGUGCUAUUAUCCAAUGGGGUGUACAAGGUGGCUAACGGGGGCGGUGUGCGCCUCAACGGUCGCAACUGUGCCAAGCAGGAGCUGGGCAGGCAGGGGCGUGAGGGGCUGAGGAACUCCAAGCGGAGGCUGGAGGUGGCGGUAGCAGCCAUCGGGGCGGUGGCUGACUCCCAGGGUCAGCUGGUCAUCCUGGAGAAUAACCCCAACCCUAACAAGACAAAACAGCACCAGACCAGCCCUCUGGAAACACGCAGUAAGAAAGCAUGUCAGGACAAGACCUUGGUCCCCAACGGACACAUUGUCAUGGAAACCACCCCUCCCCCGACCCUGCUAGCCCCACCCCCUCCCCCGACUCCUCCCGCCACACCACCAGCCAAUCCAGAGCCAGAGCGUCAACGGCCCAAGCGGGCGUCAGCCGGCAAGCUGAUGUUCAUCAGACAAGCACAGCAGCGGGGGCAGGUUGCCUCUAACCCUAACCACAACCGCUCAACUACCUCAGAAUCCCCUUGCCACACUUCUGGACACAACCCUGGACAUAUCCCUCACAAACCAGCAGAGCCCCGGCCUGACAGGGAGUGGGAAAGGGAGAAGGAGAGGGAGAGAGAGAGGGAGAGGGCGGAGAGGAGCAGGGUGAGCUGGGCGGCGUUGGGUGAGGCGCCAGUGUUCUGUCCCACCCAGCGGGAGUUCCAGGACCCCCUGGUGUACCUGGACUCUGUGCGGGAGGGGGCGGAGCCGUGCGGACUGUGUCGGGUGGUUCCCCCGGCUGACUGGCGCCCAGAGUGCAAACUGAACGAUGAGAUGCGCUUUGUGACCCAGGUGCAGCGCAUCCACAAGCUGGGCCGUCGCUGGGGCCCCAACGUACAGAGGCUAGCCUGCAUCAAGAAGCAUCUCAAAUCUCAGGCCAUCACCAUGGAAGACCCCCCGCUCAUCGGUGGCUGCGAGGUGGACCUGGCUCGGUUCUUCCAGCUGAUUAAUGACAUGGGAGGCAUGCAGCAGGUGAUGGACCUGAAGAAGUGGAGUAAACUGGCUGAUCUGCUGCGGAUCCCCAAGUCAGCCCAGGACCGUCUGGCCAAGCUGCAGGAGUCCUACCUCCAGUACCUGCUGUCGUAUGACUCUCUGUCCCCCGAGGAGCACCAACGCCUGGAGAGGGAGGUGCUGCAGGAGAAGGAGGGCUUGGAACGCCUCAGGGGGCCCCUGGAGGGCCACACAGAGAGGAACCUGGCCCUGCCGCGCUACGAGCCUAAGAACGGGCUGGCCGGCAGUCUCGUGCAGCGCAGCAACGGUCAACUGUGCAGCCGGCUGAAGGAGCUGGACAGUCAGCAGCUGAAGGUGGGACGCCGGAGGCUGUUCGCUCAGGAAAAGAAUAAUGGGGACAAGACACAGCAGGAGGAAGAGGAGGCGGAUAUGGAGAAAGGUGUUCUCAGUGACCAGCACAAGUGUAUUUACAAGGGGAAAUCUGUAUCUCUCACCAACUUCUUUAGGAUAGCCAGGAACACCAUGACCAUGUGCUUUAACAAAGAGCCCGGUGCUGCUGAGGUCGAGCAAGAAUACUGGAGGAUAGUGGAGCAGAGGCACUGCCAUGUGGCAGUGCAUUAUGGGAAAGUGGACACCAACACACACGGAAGUGGCUUCCCUGUGGGAAAGUCCGAGCCAUUUUCUAAACAUGGAUGGAACCUCACUGUCCUCCCAAAUAAUUCUGGAUCCAUUCUGCGGCAUCUUGGAGCCGUGCCCGGGGUGACCAUUCCCUGGCUGAACAUUGGCAUGGUCUUUUCUACCUCAUGCUGGUCUCGAGACCAAAACCGCCUUCCAUACAUUGAUUACUUACACACGGGUGCUGACUGCAUUUGGUAUUCUGUUCCUGCUGAAGAGAAGGUGAAGCUUGACAAGGUGGUUCACACACUGCUGCAGGCCAACGGGACCCCUGGGCUGGAGAUGCUGGAGAAGAACAUCAUGAUCUCUCCGGAGGUGCUUUGUCAAGAGGGUAUCAAGGUCCACCGCACCGUCCAGCAGAGUGGUCAGUUUGUGGUCUGCUUCCCUGGGACCUUUGUGUCCAAGGUCUGCUGUGGCUACAGUGUGUCGGAAACCGUUCACUUUGCCACCCCCCAGUGGAUGAACCUGGGAUACGAGGCUUCUAAGGACCUUAAAUGCCGACACAUAGCCAAACCCUUCUCCAUGGAGAAGUUACUCUACCAGAUCGCCACGGCCGAAUCGAAACGCGAGAACGGACACCUUCUGACAACAAUCUCCGCUCUUCUCAAAGACCUCAGGAACAUAGAGAUGAGACAACGGCAGGAACUGUACGAGGCGGGGCUUCUGUCUUCUGCCCGCUACGGAACACACGACAACAACCUGGUGCCCGGCGACGGACGCAAGAAACCCAGGAAGUGGCUGGCGCUAGAGUCCUCAGAGAGACGCUGCCAGACCUGCCAACACCUCUGCUACCUGUCCAUGGUGGUCCAGGAGAAUGAGAACGUGGUCUUCUGUCUGGAGUGUGCUCUGAGAUACGUGGAGAAUCACAAGUCCUGCAGAGGCCUCAAGAUGAUGUAUCGUUAUGAUGAGGAGCAGAUCAACAGCUUGGUGAAGCAGGUGUGCGGCAAGGCCCUGGGGAAGACGACUGAGAAAUGUAAUGGUGCGAGCCCCUUUAAACCACCGCCCAAACGCGGACCCCGGAAGAGAGCCACCGUGGAAGUGUCCCUGUCCCGCCUCUCCUCCCACCUGUCUCCAGCAGCCGUCUCCUAAGGACGUUAACACCCCCCACUGCCCCUCCAUCUUAGUUUGGCCAAUCACUGUUGUCCUUUUUAAAGAAAGAAUCAAUAUUUCCAGCUUUUAAUGCCCCAAAUCUCCCCUAUCUAUGCCCCUUACCAUGACAAACAACCCCCCCCCCAAUUAGUAUGGCAAACUUGUGAAAGCAAACUGUAUUUUUUUGCACUAGCACAGAAAAACUAUUUUUCCGUUUUUUUUUUGUUGUGGGGGGGGGGGUUAGUUGAUGUCGUCCUUAGCAUUAAUUGAAAAGUUCACCGGUAAAUGUUGUGCCCCUUGCACUGCCCCCCUCUACCCUUUUUGAGGAUAGGGUCAGAUUGUUCUUCCCUACCCACACUGCAGUCACACCCAUCGCCACCUGUCAACUGUGAACAAAGGGACGAACGGAGGUGCUCCUUUUUCAUUUUUAUUGAAAGUAGAACCCAAAGUUUGCUCUCGUCUUUAGUUUUUGAAGAUGAAUUGUUUAUAUUCUCCUUUUUCACCUGCAGCAGCUCCUGUUGUUCAGGGUCUGUUGCUCCCCAACCCACGCCAGGUAAAACUUGAAAGGCAGAUGUUUUGGCUUGCUUGUUUUUAUUUUGGAUUUUAGCUUUGAUUUUAGUCUUCUUUUGUCGUUUUGUUCCUUGGUGGCUGUGGAACUAGCGGUGCCGUGGCUGUAUGUCAGAAACACAGACCUAGGUGCCGUGGCUGUAUGUCAGAAAUACAGCCUGGUGUGCCAUAUGUCAGAAACACAGACCUAGGUGCCGUGGCUGUAUGUCAGAAAUACAGCCUGGUGUGCCAUAUGUCAGAAACACAGACCUAGGUGCCGUGGCUGUAUGUCAGAAAUACAGCCUGGUGUGCCAUAUGUCAGAAACACAGACCUAGGUGCCGUGGCUGUAUGUCAGAAAUACAGCCUGGUGUGCCAUAUGUCAGAAACACAGACCUAGGUGCCGUGGCUGUAUGUCAGAAAUACAGCCUGGUGUGCCAUAUGUCAGAAACACAGACCUAGGUGCCGUGGCUGUAUGUCAGAAACACAGACCUAGGUGCCGUGGCUGUACGUCAGAAACACAGACCUAGGUGCCGUGGCUGUAUGUCAGAAACACAGACCUAGGUGCCGUGGCUGUAUGUCAGAAACACAGACCUAGGUGCCGUGGCUGUCCGUCAGAAACACAGACCUAGGUGCCGUGGCUGUACGUCAGAAACACAGACCUAGGUGCCGUGGCUGUACGUCAGAAACACAGACCUAGGUGCCGUGGCUGUACGUCAGAAACACAGACCUAGGUGCCGUGGCUGUAUGUCAGAAACACAGACCUAGGUGCCGUGGCUGUACGUCAGAAAUGCAGACCUGGGUGCCGUUGGUCUCUGUACCCGUAGUAGAAGGGAGGCCUCCUUCGCUAGCGAGUGAAAACUGUGCCUAAUACUCAGCAAGGAGAUCCAUCGUUUUUGGUGCUGUUGGUUAUUAUUACUGUUUUACAAUACAGAAGAAAGGUGAGGUGCUGGCUAACUAGGUUUUCAUGUCCCACAGGGUUAGGGUUCUAGGCUCUCUUCUCCCACAGGGUUAGGUUAGGGUUCUAGGCUCUCUUCUCCCACAGGGUUAGGUUAGGGUUCUAGGCUCUCCUCUCCCACAGGGUUAGGUUAGGGUUCUAGGCUUUCCUCUCCCACAGGGUUAGGUUAGGGUUCUAGGCUUUCCUCUCCCACAGGGUUAGGUUAGGGUUCUAGGCUUUCCUCUCCCACAGGGUUAGGUUAGGGUUCUAGGCUCUCUUCUCCCACAGGGUUAGGUUAGGGUUCUAGGCUCUCCUCUCCCACAGGGUUAGGUUAGGGUUCUAGGCUCUCCUCUUCUAGAUGUGCAAUCAUGUUAACAUUCCAUUCUUCCAGUCCUAUUGUUUCAGCUGUACCAGUAAACAUGACUUAUUUUAUUAUUAUUUUAUAUUUUUAUUGUGUAUGCGUUCUGAUGUGCGUGUAGAACCACUAGUCAAAGGGUGUAAAAUGUGAAAUAUGGAAAUCCAUGUUGUUUUUUUGCUUUUGCAUUUUCCUUUUUUCAGAUGUAUUAUGUUUGAUUUUAGGAGACAGUCCAACACAAAAACAAACUUUUGUACAUAAUCCUGUAAAUGUCUUUAAAUACUUGAGCCUUUUCUGGAGUGAAGGAAGGAAUGAUGCCUCUAAAGGUAUUAGCAGAAGCAAGGGAGGAAGUGCUUGAUGAAGAAAAAGCCUUACGUUUCAGUUUCUUCAUGUGUGUGAGUUUGAUGCUUACAGGGUUGCUAUGGUUACGUGUAUACAUUUAAGUGCUGCUUACAUCAGUGAGAACGAUAUGGAGUAGCAAUGGCCCCCUAUUUUAUUUUUUAGCUUUACUUUUUUAAAGAAAAGGGAAAAUAUGUUCAUUAAAAAAAUUGUUUUAAAUUUUCAUUACUGAAAAUUCAACAAUGUAGUAGCUCAUGUUGCACUGAGCUUGCCAGUGGUGGCUGACAAGGUGAUCCUAUUAUCAAGUUUGUUGGUUGUUGUCCUUUACAGAAGACUGAGCUGUUUUAGGAGUAUUUAAUGAAAACCAAGUUUGGGUGUUUUCCACAGAAAGUGGUUGUCAAGUUUGUAUGGCCUUACAAUGUAUUUUAUUCAGAUUUUUUUUUUUUUUUGCAUUUUCUUUUUCUACAGUAUAAACUAUUGCUCACGGUCGGUCUGGCAAGUUAAUUUAUUAGCGAUACGUCUCCAACUUUCCUUCCACUUGGAAAGAUUUCAUGUUGGUUAUAUUGCCAGUUUUUUUUUUUACUUUUGCAGUUUGUACUAAAGGUUUAAUAAAAACGUACAGACAAUU
Oncorhynchus gorbuscha (pink salmon) is the source of this 7181-nucleotide messenger RNA. RefSeq names its product protein Jumonji-like. Gene Ontology annotation, cellular component: nucleus. The coding region runs from base 503 to 4378 and encodes 1291 amino acids. Gene Ontology annotation, biological process: chromatin remodeling. The record is from RefSeq and is a predicted model, not a curated record. Gene Ontology annotation, molecular function: histone demethylase activity; DNA binding. Lineage: Eukaryota; Metazoa; Chordata; Actinopteri; Salmoniformes; Salmonidae. The transcript has 19 exons.